ACUCUCCACCUUUGUCGACUGUUGCCAUGGAGCUGUCCAAUCAGGGCGGGGCAGCUUCUCAAGGCUUUGGUUGUGUUGUAGCUGUGAGAGAAAGGCACAUUAGGGCAGGGGGAAGGACAGAGGGAGAAAGCAAGCAAACAAGUGGAGAGGAAGGGCAGAAAGAGGAGCAGCUUGAAAGGAGCAAGGCAGUAGGGCAGCAACAUGACAGAGGACUGUUAAGAUAUUCAAAAUCGGUCCAAAGAGAAGAGCUUAAGACAGAAAAAUAUAGCUGUGCUGUUUCUUUUAAAAACAGCAAACACAACAGAAUGGAGAGCGACUCGUGUGACGAUAGCCAGAGUGACAGCGGUGUAUCAGCAGACUUCUCCCCAUGCAGCACUUUGGAGGGAAACACCAACAUCUCUACAGGCACUCCAGCAACUGUACCCAAAGAGACUCCCAUCGAGAGGGAGAUCCGACGGGCUAUAGAACGUGAGCACAGCUUGAGAAGGUCCAGAGGGCUUCCGAAUCUACCCACGUCCCCAGAGUAUGUAGAUAUUCCUUUGAGAAAAACUGUUCUCUGCCAGUCACUCACUACUAAAUCUGAGAGGAAUCAAGGCAAAGACAGGCAGUUUGCAGGCAAAAAAAUGCAGCAAGAGAUCCAUGAAGAGGCCCGGAGGGAACAGGAUCUGGUCAAGCUCGGAAAAGUUCCAGGUUUCUAUGACAAAGGCACAGUUCGCCAACUCAAAGAGAGGAAACAGGUUUUUGAGGCCUUUCAGAAACCUAGUGACUCAGGUUUGACUGUCUCAACCAAGUCUAAAACCACAUCCUGGUCCUCAGCCAGUGAUGUUUCAACCCUGGAGAACCAGGAGGACAUCUCAUCACAGACAUCCACCAUAGGAAGCUCAUAUGUGGAGAGGAGACAGAGUGUAGACCUUCUAAGUCCCAUAGAGUCCCCUAGCUUAACAACAGGAGGGGGUUCAACCAUUUCAACUCCCCGAGGACCAGGCUUCUCUGAGGGAGCGGGUCGCCAAGUCAUCAUCCUAGAGAAUAACCUGAGUGUCCCAGCGCAGAGGUUCUACCAUGCCAAACGAGAAGCCGAGCCUGUCACCACAGUUGACUCUGGAAGUCCAAAGAUCUCACCGUACGGGACAGAAGGACAUGGUGGGAUUAGAAAGGAGGAAAAGGAGGAGGAAGAGGAGGAGGAGGUUGUACCCAAGGAGAACCCCUUUUUCAAGCUGCGAUCCUCAACUAAUUUAAUUAAAGUGGAGCAGGAUAUCCGGGAGGCUCAAGAGAGGGAGAAGGAGCUUCGCAAGCAGAGGAUCAGCCUGUAUGGGGGGACAGGGGGUGCAAAAGGAGGAGAAAGAAGAGGAGGUGGAGGAGGAGGAGGCGGAGGAAGGCCUGUCAGCAUUGAAAGAAAGAGUCCCACAUUUUCUUCCUCCUCACUGAAUGGACUGUCCGCUCCUGACUCACCUGGCUCUUCACCCAGGUUUGGAACUGGAUCUUCGGCAGCGCACCAGUCAGUUGGCAAGUUGGGCAUGUGGCCUCCUGCUCAGGCUGAAGAGGAGAGGACUACCCAGCGAGAGGUCCUCUGGAGUCCCCGGACCCCCAGACAGAAGAACCCUCUAGUACAGCGCUGGGAGUCAGGCCUUGUCAAUGGACACAAUGACGACGACGACUGAGGAGAUGCUGACAGAGCAAACUGAGAGAGGGAGUAAGGUUUACAGAGAUCUGUAGUUUUUGAUGUGGAAGACAGAAAGACUGUGAGAUAAAAGAGGAGACCUGUGUACACAACGUGGGAACAGAGUACAGGAGGGAGCAGUGAUGAAAAGGAGGAAAGAGAGAGAGAGAACGGGAAGUGAGAAACAGGUCAGGGAUUUCUGCUAGAAAGGGGGUCAGGAGGAUUGGGAGCAAGGAAAAGGAUUGGUGGUGGACUGAAAACCCUAAAGAGUCCUUCAGCAUGGAGGAGAGAAAAAGGAGGAGGAGGGUCACCCAUUAGUGAAUAAGCACUUGGCCUGCUUCUGGUGCUUGAGACUCUGAGAUUUACAAAUGUAAAAUGGCAAACAAAUAAUAAUAAUAUUGUACUGGAGAAAAAAAAUGUUAAUUUAGUAAAAAAUGGGACUUUAAAACCUUAAUGAAUUUCUUUACCAUUAUAUUUUUGGAAUAACAAUGAUCUAUUAUUUGUUGAUGAAAAUAGAGUAGUACAGUAUUUGAUACAGAAAAAAUCUUGAAAGAAAAAAAGUGGCGUCACCAGUUUUAUGCUUUUAAUGAUGUUUUGCACUGAGUUACCAGUUUAUUACACCUGUACAAUCUAUUGCAAUCCAGUACAAUAGUCAUGCAAUAAAUCCUACUUUGUGUAGCUCAGUCUGUUCAUUCUUUUAUUGACAGUGUCACAGAGCUGUUGAUUCAACUUUGUGGUCAGGCCGUGUUAGUGGUGGGGAUGUAUUUGACUGCAUUAAGCAGAAUUUUUUUUUUCCUGUAUAAUUACCAUACAUUCAUGAAGAAGCAGAAUGUAACAACUCUCAAUAAGGUAGACCAGUGUGACUUUAACACCAAUUACACUCCUGAAAAUGUAACUUCACAAAGACACAAAGACUUUACUGGAGGGUUAUUUUAUUUGACCUCAUUGUUGGUGUUUUCAGAAUAAUUUCAGAAAAAAUAUAUAUAGUGAUAUAAAUUAUUGUACAAGUCUUAAUCCGUGAAUAGCUUCUCCUUUUGUUAUUUUCAUGCGUCACUACUGAAAGCUGGAUUAAGACACCUUCUUUUAAAAAGUGCACCACUGAUCUGGAUUUCAGAGCUGAAUAAUGCGACCUAAUACAAGCCUGCUUAAGU
Molecule: messenger RNA, 2808 nt
Organism: Toxotes jaculatrix (banded archerfish)
Lineage: Eukaryota; Metazoa; Chordata; Actinopteri; Toxotidae
Product: mitotic interactor and substrate of PLK1
Exons: 3
Coding region: 27-1658 (543 amino acids)
Source: RefSeq, a predicted model, not a curated record